Molecule: messenger RNA, 1517 nt
Organism: Procambarus clarkii (red swamp crayfish)
Lineage: Eukaryota; Metazoa; Arthropoda; Malacostraca; Decapoda; Cambaridae
Source: RefSeq, a predicted model, not a curated record
AUGGGGGCCCCAUGGACACUCAUAUACGUCAUAGCACCGCUGCGAUCCGAUAUAGACACAGAUCUGGUGUCAUUCGGCAGCUGCAAGGUGUGGAGUUCCAGUACUGAGCGCUCAGGUCAGCGGGAUAUGUUAUCUUCAGCAACUGGAGCUGUGGAGGCUGUGUUAUUAGCAGUAACACAAACUAAAUGUUCCGUUAUCCUAUUCACAGAUGGUAUCUCAUCGACAACUGAUGUUUACUUGUUUGGCCAGAUGGUGGCGCCCUGGGGUUUGUCAGUGUUCACAGUGUCAACGGACGGCCAGGACGCUAACGGGACACUGACGCCGCUCUCUCAGGUGGUCAGCAAGGCUCAACAGGUGCGGCAGGCGUCAUGGUGCGUUACGGUGGUGGUGGUGAGUGACGACGUCGCCUGCCUUGCCGCCGUCGCCCAGUGGUCCCUCAAGAGCGGCCUCCUGGUGUGGUCGACGAGGCUCCUGGUCGCCACCCGCCUUCCCCUCCAUCACCUGCACGUCCUCCACAACACAUUCUCCAUCACCAACUCUAUGCUGCUGAUCACUGAUGACUUAUCACAUCCCAAUAAGGUCACCCUUUACAUCCACCUUCCAUACUGGUCCCAUGGAGCCCAGGCGCUGAAGAUAGGCUUCUGGACGCCCCACCGAGGCCUUGCUCUCACCACCAGCCUCCCGCUCUUCCCUGACAAGUUUGCCAAAUUUGAUCAUGGAGCAUCGCUGGUUGUGGCGGCCGAGGAAUACCAACCUCACACAGCUCUCACUCCAGGGAAGCCAGGGCUACCACUCUCCUUCACAGGACCCAUGGUCAACCUGCUCCACACGAUGGCUACGUCACUUAACUUCACGUACACCUUCGUGAGGCCUCCUGAUGGGUCAUGGGGCACCAUGAGGCCUGAUGGCUCUUGGUCUGGCAUGGUAGGCCUCGUGAAGGAGGAGAAAGCGGAUAUUGGUCUCGGACCAUUUGGCAUGAGCGCCAUGCGGGCUGAGGUGGUAGACUACACAAGAAUCAUAUUAAUUGACUACCUCAGGAUCCUAGCAGGUCGAGGGCGGCCAGAGGUGGACCCGUGGGGCUUCCUGCUUCCCCUGGCGCCCCUGGUGUGGGCGGCCAUGCUGACGGUGCUGAUGUUGCUGCUCGCCUUGGUGUUCCUCUUAUAUAAAUGUUAUACCUUGGAGGCUGAUGCCACCAGGAGAGGUUCAAGAGAUUUCUUCUUCAAAUACUUUCGAGUUCUGUUGCAACAAGACACUCUGGCGUCUGUGGUGUACUGGUGGUGGGACCGCUUUGUGUUGAUGAUGUGGAUGAUACUAAUGCUGGUGCUGUCACGGAGCUUCUCCGGCAACCUCAUGGCUCUCCUGGCCGUGAGAUACAUCCCUCAGCCCUUCCAGACCCUCCGAGAUGUGAUCGACUCCUCUGUUACAAUGAUAUGGGAAGCUGAUACGGUGUAUAUUCAGUACAUCAAUGUAUGUAAUGAGUCUGUCUGUUGGUGUAUUAUAGCAAUUUCGUAAUUCUU